AGUUUGCCACCGCCGCGAAACACACAGAAGAAGAUGGGGCGUAAGCCCCGCCCUAGUGACACGGCGCAUGCGCACACACAUACACACCUUCCGUGCAGCAACAGACGAGACCAGAAGAAACCGAGAAGAAAAAAGAAAGAAUGACCUCUUUUUUUUUCCAGAGACUGGUUGAAAUGAUACAUUUCCGGUAGGUUGGCCCACUACCACUUGUGCUCAAGGCUAACGUAACUGGGUGGAGACGACCACGCGGAUUGCGCGUCAAUUUUUCGUCAUUUGAAGGAGGGGCAGGAAGCUUCAGAGACCCGACCCCCACGCGCGCGCACACACACACGAAGUGAAGGAGGCUGACCUCGUCCCAGACUCAUCUCGCUGUGGUGCAGAAGAAGACAAAAAGCGACCCAAGUCGUCCCAGCUUCCACCAGGCAAGCUCUCGGCUCGACAUGGAAGAAACUUUAAGGACCAACGCUGAAUGGGAAGAAACGCAGUCCGAUUUGGAGCCGAAGGAGCCGCAGUCCGCCCAAGUCAAAGAGGAAGAGGAGGAGGCUGCUGUCAGCGAGUUGCCUCUGUCUGAUGUCUCAGUGAAGAGCGAAGACGAACGGCCCGAGCGGCCGCGGCUUCCGCCGUCGGACGCCCUCUUGGCCCCGCCGUCAGACCGUGACCACGCGCAACAACCCCGGAGCAGCAACGCGGACUGCGAAAGCGACGACAAACUGUCAAGCUGCUCCGAAAAGGAGACGACUCGCGGCAGCAAGAAAACGUCGCGGGGACCCGAGAAACGCGUGACCUGCUCACUUUGUGAUAAAAGUUACACCAAAAAAUCGACAUUGAAUCGACACAUGAGAACGCACACGGGAGAAAAACCCUUUAGUUGCUCGGUUUGCGGCGCCACGUUCUCAAGAAAGCAAAGUUUGGUCACGCAUAUGAGAACGCACACGGGAGAGACACCCUUUUGUUGCUCCGUUUGUGGUAAAAGCUGUGUGACGAGACAAACUUUGGAAGCGCACGUGCGAAUACACACUGGCGAAAAACCCUACGGUUGCUCAUUUUGCGGCAAAGAGUUUUCUCGGAGCGGACCGAUGCUCAGACACAUGAGAAUACACACGGGAGAAAAACCUUUCAGUUGCUCGGUUUGCGGGAAAACCUUCUCGCAAAAGGGAAGCAUGCAGUCGCACAUGCGGACGCACACGGGAGAAAAGCCCUUUAUUUGCUCGACGUGCGGCAAAACCUUCUCUCAAAAGGAGAACAUGAUGACGCACAUGAGGACGCACACGGGGGAAAAGCCUUUCCGUUGCCCGGUUUGCAGCAAAGCAUUCACUCAGAAAGGAAGUAUGGAAUCUCACGUGAGAGGCCACGCGGGUGUGAAGCCCUUUCGCUGCUCAACUUGUGGGAAAUUCUUCUCUAAAAAGCCCCAUCUGGUAUCACACAUGAGAACGCACACGGGAGAGAAACCCUUCAGUUGCUUAGUGUGUGGUGAAAGCUAUGCUCAUAGCGCCAGCUUGACGCAACACAUGCGGAAACACAACACGGAGAAAGAAUAAAUGUCUUUUGGGGCCCUUUGUGACAUUCAAGACUGAGUUGAAGUCAAUGGAAUCCAAUUGGGUUUUAUUUUUCUGUCUAAAAUGUACGCAUUUGUUCUCAUAAGUGGUAUAAAAAUAACACAUUUUCUCAAAA
Molecule: messenger RNA, 1671 nt
Organism: Hippocampus comes (tiger tail seahorse)
Lineage: Eukaryota; Metazoa; Chordata; Actinopteri; Syngnathiformes; Syngnathidae
Product: gastrula zinc finger protein XlCGF8.2DB-like
Exons: 3
Coding region: 441-1538 (365 amino acids)
Biological process (GO): negative regulation of transcription by RNA polymerase II; regulation of cytokine production; regulation of immune system process
Cellular component (GO): nucleoplasm
Molecular function (GO): RNA polymerase II cis-regulatory region sequence-specific DNA binding; DNA-binding transcription repressor activity, RNA polymerase II-specific
Source: RefSeq, a predicted model, not a curated record